AGAAGUUGGUAGUGAGUAGACUCGAAUUUUACUGUACUAGAAAUAGCAUUGCAGAGCAAAUAUCCAGAUAUGAAUUUCCCACAUAAACUAAUCUUUUACGCGUUAGGAAUAUUUGUAUGUUACUUUUACUUUGGAAUAAUGCAGGAGAAAAUAACCCGAAGUAAUUAUGGUGAAGGAGAUAAGAAAGAACGCUUCACAUACACUUUGUCAUUAGUGUUUGUUCAAUGUGUCAUUAAUGCAGUUUUUGCCAAAAUAAUGUUGGCAACAUUUAUGAAUCAAGGACACGAUGAAACAAAACAGAAAUACUAUGGUAUGUGCUCUUUUUCAUACUUAGGAGCUAUGAUUGCAAGUAAUAUGGCCCUUCAGCAUGUGAACUAUCCAACUCAGGUUGUGGGGAAGUCUUGUAAACCAAUACCAGUUAUGAUUCUCGGUGUUUUAAUUGGACGUAAAAGUUAUACACUUUUAAAGUACUUGUUUGUGUUGUUGAUUGUGACUGGUGUUUGUCUGUUCAUGUACAAGGACAACAAAGCUGCUUCUGACACACAGUCAGGGUCAUUGAUUGGCAUGGGAGAACUUUUACUGCUUGUUUCCCUCUCUAUGGAUGGGUUCACUGGUGCAAUUCAAGAAAGGAUGCGCUCCGAGCACCAGUCUAAAUCAGGUCACAUGAUGUUAAUGAUGAAUAUCUGGUCUACAUGUUACCUUGGAGUAGCUCUUUUAUUGACUGGAGAAGUGUGGAAGUUUUUGGUAUUUGUACAAAAUUAUCCUUAUAUCAUUUACAACAUCUUAAUGUUUUCCAUUACAAGUGCUUUAGGACAGAUGUUUAUCUUCUUGACAGUUAGUGAAUUUGGACCUCUUUCCUGUUCUAUCAUAACUACCACUAGAAAGUUUUUUACUGUUCUUGGAUCAGUAAUUAUUUUUGGAAAUACACUUUCCAAUCGACAGUGGAUAGGAUCAGCUCUAGUCUUUUCAGGACUCAUCUUAGACAGUUGUUAUGGAAAGUCAGGACCUGACAAGAAGAAGUGAACAAUAAAAUAAAUUAUUUUUUAGGAAGUUAUAAGUUUAUUAUUGAACAGACGCUUUUACCUCCCUCACUUUUGAAGCUGGUAAAACAAACUUUAAUAUAUUGUGGUCAAAAAGAAAACUUUGUUCUUUAUUUUGUUUUGUUUUGAAAAUUGAAAUUUAAUUUAAUUUGUUAAGGAAAAAAGGCUGAAAGAAUUAAAACUGUCAUUUAUUGAAUGUAUAUUCUAUUAGUAAAUACCAUUUUGGCAACUGUUAAGCUUUGAGUUACAAAUAAAAGCUUACAAUUAUAUUUCAUUCAUUUAUAAAUGCAAUUUUAAUGCUAUUUUUAUGGUGAAGCCUUUCUUUUUAUAUUGAAUAAUUAAAUGUUUAAGUUGCAUUAACAAUAGCUGUGUGGAAGCUGUAAUACUGUUCAAUCUUAGUUGUUUUUUUUCCAUUUAUUUGGAAAUCUAGUUUAAAAUUUUGAAAUUAAAAAUAAGGUUAAGAUGUCUUGAUGCAGUUAACACCUUUAUAAUACAACCACUGUUGGCUUAUUCAGUUUGCUAAAAACAUUUAACCUGUUUACUUGCAACCUCUAACCACUACGCAGCUUAGGUAGCAUCAUCGAACUAGUUAGGUAUUGAAUUAUAAUGUGAAAUAUACUACAUAUCCUUUAAGCCAAUGAUAAGUAUUAAAUAAUUAAGUUUUAGUAGGUUUACAGCUUUUACAUUUGAUUGAACUUUUGUCUGAUGCUAGUCAAACUAGCAACAUUUAGCAAAUUUUUCCUGACUAUUCCAAAUAGACAACCCUAAAUACUUAGACAAAAAGUAAAUGUUUUAAUGUGUAACUAUGGUUUUGGAACUUUUUAGUAUCAUAUUGUCCCUUCUUUUUACUUUACUGAAUCACAGAGACUAUGCUUCAUAUUGGUUAUUCUUGUAGCUAACUUUUGCUCAAUAUCAUGUUUCUGAUGUUUUGUUUUAUCCUUCUCAGACCUAUUGAAAUGAGCUUGAUCUUGUUUCUUUAACUCUUAAGUCUAGUUAGUAGUGACAUUUGUGUUACAAUUCAUAAUGAUAUUUAGUUUUCUACUUUCCUUGCAUUGCUUAAAUUUCAAAUUUUCAUUGGAAAUUUUUGAAAGUACUAAAAUCUUUAAAUGCAUGAUAAUCUUAAUGUUUGGUUAAGUAGUCUUUUGAUAACUUUAAGUGUCAAGAAGAACAGUUUUAUUCUGACAAAGGUCAAGUUUGUUUUAACAGUGCAAAAAAAAUCCUUCUUUUACUAGUAAGCUAGUUGGCCCUAAUCCUGCUGAUACUUUGUCACCUGCACAAUCUCAAUUUGUUUUAUGAAUUCUAUUGUUCUUGCUUCAUCAUUUUAUGAAGGUCCUUCUCGCAUUUGUUGCCAGAAAACUCUCCAAAUGAUGUUCGAUUACUAAAAGUGAAAGAAAACAUGUUUUCUCUUAGUAUGAAAUAAUGUUGCCUCCCAAAUGGUUUCUGUCAUUUUAUGAGGGACACUUGUGAACUAACUCAAUGAUGUUUGAGUACCAAUCAUGGAUCUUUUGUUUUUUAUGAAAUGUUGUCUUUAUUGUUCUCGGAGAACUUCUUAAAUAGGGUAAGAAGUUUAUAUUGGGUAAUCAUACUUGAGUGCAACACAGAGAUUCUCCUGUUCUGCCCUUGCUUAUAGAGUCAACAGUUCAAUAGCUAAAUCACCAUCUUGGAAAGAACAGAAUUUUACAAGAAUUGUUUACUUCAUUCUUGUUUUUCUCUUUAUCAGAAGUGAUUCCCAUUAUUAUAAUUAAGAUUACAGCAAACUUAAGAUGCUCAGUUAAGGGGUCAUUAGUGUUUGUGAAGGCUCCCUUUAAACUAUUGGUGUUACAUACAGAAAGAUUUAUUAAUGAGCAAACUUAUAUCUAGAGGCAACAGUGCACAUAUUGGGUAUGUAUUAAAUUAUUGUACUAGAAAAAUUUAAAAACUUGAUAUAUAUAUAUAUAUAUAUAUAUAUUAUUUUUUUUACACAAGUUUAAAUUGUUAGCAUGUUCAGUUGUUUAGGAACUAGUUUGGAAGAUUAUUUUCUUGUGUAUAAUGUGAAAAAAGGACUUUUAUUUCAUUCAUAUUUGCAAUGAAAAUGAGGAUUGUGUUCAGUAGGUAUCAUUGCAGCUAACUAUUUAAUAAAUUAUCAUAAUCAUAACUUGUGUAUUUUAAACCGCCCCUUGUUUUGAAAUCAUGAACCAAAUUGUACAUGCAGCACAAUUUUAGUAUAAGAAGAAUAUUUCAAAACUACUUUUGUAUACUUGGUGCUGUCUGAUUAUUCAUAUAGACAAAUGUAGUAACAAAAUAGAAAUGUGGUUCUAAAGUAACAUGUUCCCUCUUAGUUAGGAUAUACUUUAAGUUUUUAUUUUUUUUUAAUGUAUAAAAGUGACUUCAUCUAUAGUAUAUUUAUAUGUGUACCUUUUAUGUUCUGAGAUUUUCAGUAUCAGUAUGCCUCACCGUGUAGUAAAACAUUUAAGAUAGUAAUACUUUAGACAGCCUGGCUUAGCAGGGUUGGGGGGUGGAUCUUAUGUCCUGUAAAGAACACUCGGGUCUCUAAAAUUUUACUGUAUUUGGUUGGUUGUGUAUAUAAUGAACAUCUUUGUGUUAUUUAUUAGUUAAAUGCAUUUAGUUCUUAGAGUAAUGUGUGGAGUUAGUAACAAUUUUAUUACUGAACUCUUAUCAUUUAAGUUAAAACUCUUGUACUACAACAGAGUCCACCAUCAUGCAAACUCAAGUUCUUGAAAGAUGUUUACAAAAUUUGUGCUUAACCAAACAUAACUGUUGUGUCUUUAAUGUUACUAGUAUGCUAUUAUGUUACUAAAAGCAUAAGAAUUAUGCUUGGUUGAGUAAAACACUGUGAAGUGAAAAAUUGUUGUAAAAUAUCCACAAUUUUAUAUCUUGUAAUAAAAAAAAAAAAGAACACGAAAGUAACCAUAUAUACAGUUACCAAGUCUUGAUUAUGUUGGCAACAUGUUUUGAAAGGCUUAAGAUCGUACUUUUACUAUUAUUGUAUUAAAAAAUAUUUACACUAGGCAAGUUAUUAUUUUAAUAAUUACAACAUUUUGGCCCAUAGUACUGUCAUCAUCAGGUAAGAGUUACAUUCAUUUUUGUGAUAAGUAUAGCAGUGACUGUGUAGUUUCUUAAAUGUACCUUGCAUGUGAUAGCCCACCCAUGGUGAUUGUGUAACUGGAGUUUACAGGGAAAUUUUUAAGCUUCUUUUUUUGAUUUCAGUAGUGUAACUUUUAUAAAAUACUUCAUUAAUAACCAUUAUCCUCUUUUCAUAAUUAUUCUAUUAGCCAUCAUUCCUCCACUUCUUCCUUGCCCACUUAAUGUAAUUGUUCAACUGUUGAUAUUUUUUACUAUGUCCUGCACAUUCUAUCUUGCGUCUGUUUAGUGAUGAUUUUCAUUUUCUGUAUUAGUUCUCUACCUAGCUCAUUCUGAUUUAUAAUGUUCCCUGAUGACGAUUUCUUUGUCGUUCACAAGCAUUGUAUUGUCUGCUUUUUACCAUAAACAACCACUUCCUUCUGUGCUCCACAUUUUCUCUGUUCUGUAAUGGUUUUAUGCACCUCAUGGUCCAACCUGUUUUCUGAGACAUACUGAUUCACUUUACAAGUUAAUCCAUGUAUAAUGACUAUUUUUUUUAUUUAUCAUUAUUAUUAUUACCUGUUGAAGCUAGACUAUGUAUGAAAAUAUUUAGAACAUAACUUGGUUGUUUAGUCUGCCUAUGUAAGUUUUAUUAAAACUUGAUAUGGUUUGUUUGGAAGACCAAGUAUGUUACCUUUCAGUGAAUUUCGUAAGUGCUGCAAGACACACAAUUAAAACUUCUUUCACGAUCUAGUGUGAGUUGGUUUUCCCUUUUAAUGUUGUGUCCAUGGGCAAAUUUUGGUGAAGUUGCUAACAUUGAAAAUAUUGUCAAAAAAUCUAUUUCAAAAGUCAUUGAAAUAAAAAGGGGAAAUUAAUAUCAUUUUGAAGUAAUAAGUUUCAACAAGUUUUAAAUAACUAUUUGUGGCAUCCAUAAAAACACUAUUCAAUUUGGGGGGGGAUGCAUAUUUUUACCAGAUUUAUACAAUAAUUUUACAUACAAUAUUAUUUAUAACACAUUCUACUCCAUUCUCUGUCAACAUUUUGAGGGAACAUGUAUACCAAGAAUGUUUAUACUGGAAAAAACAAACAUGAUACAUAGUAGAUUAAAAAUGUAACAUUGUAAAUUGUUUAAUUGUACAAAUAAUGACACCAGAUUAAAUUCUCUAUUGCAGUAAGUUGUUUUAAAUCAAAAUCACUGUUCAUUUGGUAUUACUUUUAUUCAAAGCUUGUGAAGUUAUGCCUUUAAAAACAACCAUGAAAUGUUUUAAAAAUAUUUAUAAGAAAGUUUAUUGCAGUACUGCAACAUUUUGUGAGAACAUAAUAUAGAUUUUCAGUUCUUUGCAUAGUAUUUACAGCUUUGUUGUAUAUAUGUAUGCAAUUUUAAAAUAUUCCUAGUGUCCCAGAAUUAUUACAUGACUUUGAAUUUUUUGUAAAAUAAAUCAAUUAUUUUAAAAUGUUAAAUUUGUUUUUUAAAAUGCUAGCAUUUGAGGACUGUUAAUUUGUGAGAUUACACUGAGUACAGCAGAUGUACCAUUACUGGUUUUUGCAUGUGGAAAGUUUCUUAAUAAACCUUUGUUGGAAUGGUCUUUUUCAACAUAAAAUGUCAAAUAAGGAACUUUCAAAUUUACCUUUUUUGGUUGUAAGUGUGAAAAUAUUACCAUGAAAAAAAAGUAUAUUUUCAAAUAAGACCAGUACCAGAACAGCAUAUUUACCAUUUUAAGUGACUCAUCAUAGAGUGCAGUUACCAUAUUAUGUAAUAGACAGCCGUGAAAUAAUUUAAUCCAGUAUUACAAAUUCUUCCUUCAUUGGAAAAAGGCCAAAUAAUUUCUGAAUGUUCACUUUGUAUUAAUAAAUAAGUAAAAAUAAAGUGUUUGCUGAAAGAAGGAGAUGAAUA
This is a messenger RNA of Limulus polyphemus (Atlantic horseshoe crab), 5994 nucleotides long. RefSeq names its product solute carrier family 35 member B1-like (gene meigo). The transcript has 8 exons. Gene Ontology annotation, molecular function: UDP-glucose transmembrane transporter activity; UDP-galactose transmembrane transporter activity. Gene Ontology annotation, biological process: UDP-galactose transmembrane transport. The coding region runs from base 70 to 1023 and encodes 317 amino acids. Gene Ontology annotation, cellular component: Golgi membrane; endoplasmic reticulum membrane. The record is from RefSeq and is a predicted model, not a curated record. NCBI's taxonomy places the organism in Eukaryota, Metazoa, Arthropoda, Merostomata, Xiphosura, Limulidae.